Molecule: messenger RNA, 1260 nt
Organism: Fusarium graminearum PH-1
Lineage: Eukaryota; Fungi; Ascomycota; Sordariomycetes; Hypocreales; Nectriaceae
Exons: 2
Coding region: 1-1260 (419 amino acids)
Source: RefSeq, a predicted model, not a curated record
AUGCAAUUCUUGCAAGAUAAGGUCUCAGAUGAUGAGGAUUAUUGGGCUCAAAUUGAAGGUAAUGAAGAGUGGGAAAAGGCCCAAAAAGAAGCGAGGUACAAGAUAGCCAGAGCAGCAAUAGAUGCUUGGAAGGCAAAACGGGACAACCCCAAAAAAGAAGAGGAGGAGGAAGAGGAAAUAGAAGAGGAAGCGGAAGAAGAAGAGGACGAGGAAUCCGAAGAGGAAGAGGAAGAUUAUGAAGAAGAAUACGACGAUGAAGAGGAAGAGACGGAAGAAUCUGAGGGGUCCGAAGAAUCCGGCGAUGAAGAAUCCGACGACGGAAGCGACUGGGAUUCAUUAUUUUUGUUGGUGCACAACAUGCCCACCGAAAACGAUGAGCCAAAAUCUACCGCACGAAAGCGAGGUUUACCGCGGGACGAUACUCCAUGCCCUCCGCCAAGACCUCAAACCGCAAAACGACAGAGAUUGGAUCCUUCAGCCGCCUCAAAAGCCCCCAUGGCCCAGGAUUCCGGAAACGACGAACCGAAGCCCGCCAUGAGAAAGAGAGGUCUUAUCGCCCAGCAAAAUGGAGAUACCCCUGCGGCAGAAGUCCCAUUUCCUAAACGGCAAAGGAUGGACCCUCCCGCCUUGGUGGCGAAUGCCAACGACGAGGACCAGGAGCAGGAGCAGGGACAGGAAACCAAGUCUUCAGUCCCAUCAGAAUGGUUGGCGCCGCAUCAAGAGGAAUUACAGAAUUCUCAACUACCUGAACCUCUUCGAGGAAUCCUCGGUCGCCUUCCAGUGAGCGAGCUGCAUCGUGAGGCACAGAUAUUCCUCUUGGGUUUAAAGUACCUCGAUCCAGCCGAUGAUGCCCUAGCAAAGGCUGCCAUCGACAUGGGCCUCAGAUUCUCAAAGACAGCCACGAGCAGCGAGUACAAUAUUGUUCUCGACAACAUGUUGAAGCACCCUAUACAAGCCGUCAUGUACAAUUGUUGUAGGGAAGAUGAAGCUUAUCACACUUUCUUUUGGGGAAAGAUUCGGAGCGUCACUGGGAGAGAUGUACCACCUGAGCGUAUCAGGGAACGUCGUGAAAGACGUGCCAAGAGAGAGGCCGAGGCCAUGGCGAGAUUCAAUGCUAGGAAAGCAGCAGAGGAGGCCAAGAGGGAAUCGCAGAUGCUCAAGGAAAAGUACGUCUCUCAGAUUGGCGAGGCAUCAAAGCUACCACUUAGGGAGAAGGUAGGCAGGUGGUUGGCUGAGAUUGUCAAGGCCGAAAAGCAAUAA